Molecule: messenger RNA, 4239 nt
Organism: Diospyros lotus (date-plum)
Lineage: Eukaryota; Viridiplantae; Streptophyta; Magnoliopsida; Ericales; Ebenaceae
Exons: 5
Coding region: 337-4056 (1239 amino acids)
Biological process (GO): DNA integration
Molecular function (GO): zinc ion binding; nucleic acid binding
Source: RefSeq, a predicted model, not a curated record
GCUCCUGAUUCAUUAUUGCAUUCCUCAUCUUUUCCAAGUGUCAAAUUGUUCUUAAAAGUUGCUGAUCCACUUCCACCUUUCUCAUUGUUGCAUUUCUAUUUUUUUCUUGAUCUACUAUCACAUUUCUCAUUGUCUCCAAGUGUUGAAUUCACUAUACAAGUGUUGGAAUUGCCUUUGAUUGAGUUGACCAGUUCUCUAAAGAGCCAAUAGAGAAGACUAAGAGUGGAAAAAAGGCAAGAGUGUGAAAGAUCAUCAUUGAGAAAAAGCCUAUCAAGAGUGAAACACGAGGGAAGAGUGACAUCUAUUGUUGUGAGGAUUUUUUUUACAGCUUUGCAAAUGUCUAACAAGGAGGAACCAUCAAGCGUUGGGGGUACACCAAACAUGGAUUUUGUUGUCAAUGCUAUGCAAAAACAGUUUGAGCGCUUCAAUAUGGUUUUGGGGGAAAUAAGGGAUAGGAUGGAUAGACAAGAUGCAAUGAUUGCAAACUUGCAAAGGGGGGAACCUAAUAGAAAUCCUAAUUUUAGACGACCUCUUGGGCAUGGGUAUGAAGAGUUUGAAUCUGGAAAUGAAGCAAGAAGUGAGAAUGAGGAAGAUUAUGAGUCUGAAAUUGAGAUGGGAAGAAAUAGACGUAGAAGAGUAAGGCAUGAGCGAGGUCAUGGGAGAAAUGCUACAAGACAAAGGAAUAGGGAAGAUGGGAACCUUGGUAACAUUAAAAUGAAGAUACCUUCUUUCCAAGGUAGAAAUGACCCUGAAGCUUAUUUGGAGUGGGAAAAGAAGAUAGAAAUGAUUUUUGAGUGCCAUAAUUAUUCUGAAGCAAAAAAGGUGAAAUUGGCAGUAAUAGAGUUCACUGAUUAUGCAAUCAUUUGGUGGGAUCAAUUGGUUUUGAGUAGAAGAAGAAAUGGUGAGAGGCCUGUAGCAACUUGGGGAGAAAUGAAGACUCUCAUGAGGAGGCGAUUUAUUCCUAACCAUUACUUUAGAGACCUCUAUCAAAAAUUGCAGACCCUUAUGCAAGGCUCUAAGAGUGUGGAGGAGUAUUAUAAAGAAAUAGAGGUGGCUAUGAUAAGGGCUAAUGUGACAGAAGAUAGGGAGGCUACAAUGGCUCGUUUCUUGAAUGGAUUAAAUAGAGAGAUAGCUAAUAUAGUGGAGUUGCAGCAUUAUGUGGAGUUGGAAGACAUGUUGCAUGUGGCAAUAAAAGUAGAAAGGCAACUCAAGCGCAAGGGAGCCUCAAAAUUCAAUUCUGGUUCUAGUAGUUCCUUUGUGAAACAAAACUGGAAGAAAGAAGACAAGACUGAUUCCAAGGGGGUUUCCAAAGGCAAGGAUGAAGCUUCAACUAAAGGCAAAGGUAAAACUGAUUCCCAAACUUCUAGAAACAGGGAUAUUAAAUGCUUCAAGUGUUUGGGUACAGGUCAUAUAGCCUCUCAAUGCCCCAACAAGAGAGUCAUGAUUGUGAAAAAUAAUAAAGUGGUAACUGAUGGUGAAAGUGAUGAAUCCAUGCCUUCACUUGAAGAUGCUAGUGAUGAUGGGGUUGAAUAUGCAGUAGAAGGAGAAGCACUUGUGGUUAGAAGAGCUUUGAAUUCUCAAGUUAAGGAAGAUGACAUGGAGCAACAAAGGGAGAACAUUUUUCAUACUCGCUGCCUCAUACACAAUAAGGUUUGCAGCUUGAUCAUUGAUGGGGGGAGUUGCACGAAUGUUGCAAGUACUACAUUGGUUGAGAAAUUGAACUUGUCCAUCAUUAAACACUCCAGACCGUACAAGUUACAGUGGUUGAAUGAAUGUGGAGAGGUUAAAGUUACGCAGCAAGUCCUUGUUUCAUUCUCAAUUGGCAAGUAUAGUGAUGAGGUGUUAUGUGAUGUAGUUCCAAUGCAUGCCAGUCAUAUACUUUUGGGCAGACCUUGGGAAUUUGAUAGAAGGGAAUAUGAAGAUGUAUUCCCUGAAGAUAUUCCUCCUGGCUUACCACCCAUUAGAGGAAUUGAACAUCAAAUUGACUUCAUUCCUAGAGUAACAAUUCCCAACCGUCCAGCUUAUAGAAGCAAUCCUGAAGAAACCAAAGAACUUCAAAGGCAAGUUCAAGAGCUUAUGGAAAAGGGGUAUGUAAGAGAAAGUUUGAGUCCUUGUGCUGUUCCAGUUCUUCUUGUUCCUAAGAAAGAUGGAUCAUGGAGAUUUGUUGUAAGUACACAAGGGGUAGAAGUUGAUGAAGAAAAGGUAAGGGCUAUAAAAGACUGGCCAACACCUACAAACAUCACCGAGGUGAGAAGCUUUCAUGGCUUAGCUAGUUUUUAUAGACGCUUUGUAAAGGAUUUUAGCACAAUUGCUGCACCACUCACUGAGGUCAUUAAGAAAUCUGUUGGAUUUAAAUGGGAAAAGGCACAAGAUCAUGCAUUUCAUGUUCUUAAAGAAAAGUUGUGUUCUGCAACUGUGUUGGCAUUACCUGACUUUCACAAAACUUUUGAGAUUGAAUGUGAUGCCUCAGGAAUUGGUAUAGGAGCUGUUUUGAUGCAGGAAGGAAGACCUAUUGCUUAUUUUAGCGAGAAGUUAAGUGGCGCUGCUUUGAAUUAUCCCACAUAUGACAAGGAACUCUAUGCACUUAAGAGAGCAUUAGAGACUUGGCAACACUACCUUUGGCCUAAGCAAUUUGUCGUUCACACUGAUCACCAAUCUUUGAAGCACAUAAAGGGUCAAGGAAAGUUGAACAAGAGACAUGCACGAUGGUUGGAAUUCAUUGAACCAUUUCCCUAUGUCAUCAAAUACAAGCAAGGAAAGGAGAAUGUUGUUGCAGAUGCAUUGUCUAGAAGAGUUGAGGGAUACUUGUUUAAAGAAAAUAAGCUUUGUGUGCCUCAAUGUUCUAUACGAGAAUUGCUUGUUAGGGAAGCUCGUGGGGGAGGUCUAAUGGGACAUUUUGGUGAAAAAAAGACCUUAGGUGUGUUGCAUGAACAUUUCUUUUGGCCAAAAAUGAAACGAGACGUAAAAAGGAUUUGUGAUAAGUGCAUAACAUGUAGGAAGGCAAAAUCCAAAGUCUUACCACAUGGUUUGUAUAUUCCUUUGCCUGUACCAAAUGAACCUUGGGUAGACAUUUCUAUGGACUUUGUUUUGGGGCUACCUAGGUCAAGGAGGGGAAUGGAUUCCAUUUUCGUGGUUGUUGAUAGGUUUUCUAAGAUGGCACAUUUCAUUCCAUGCCAUAAAACUGAUGAUGCCACUCAUGUUGCUGAUUUGUUCUUUAAAGAAAUUGUGAGACUUCACGGAGUUCCCAAAAGCAUUGUGUCGGAUAGGGAUACAAAGUUUCUUAGUUACUUUUGGAAAGUUUUUUGGGGAAAGAUAGGUACUAAAUUGUUGUUUUCUACUGCUUAUCAUCCACAAACUGAUGGGCAAACUGAAGUUGUUAAUAGAACUUUAACUCAAUUGCUCAGAACCGUUAUUCAAAAGAAUUUGAAAAAUUGGGAAGAUUGCUUGCCAUUCAUUGAAUUUGCAUAUAAUAGGAGUGUUCAUUCGUCUACAGAAUAUUCUCCUUUUGAAAUAGUGUAUGGUUUCAAUCCACUAACUACUUUGGAUUUGUUACCAUUGCCUGUUAAUGAGAAAGCAAAUUGGGUGUGGGUGCAUAUGCGCAAAGAAAGGUUUCCAGCUCAACGAAAGUCUAAAUUGGCUCCUAGAGGAGAUGGUCCAUUCCAAGUUCUUGAGAGGAUCAAUGACAAUGCCUACAAGAUAGAUUUACCUGGUGAGUAUAAUAUCAGUGCUACCUUUAAUGUUUCUGAUCUAUCUCCAUUUGAUGCAGGUGAAGAUUCGAGGACGAAUCCUUUUGAGGAGAGAGGGAAUGAUGAGAAUCAUCACGAAGAACAAGCUGACUCAAAUCAUUCAAGUGACCCAUUGCAUGUUCCAGUAGGGCCAAUUACAAGGGCAAGAGCUAAAAGACUUAAAGAAGCUUUGAAUGGGCUGGUUCUAGAUAUGUGGGCCAAUCAAAAUUAUCAAGAUUCUGACCUAAAAAGCAAGCAAGACGUCAUCAACAUUAUAUGGGCUGAAGAGGGAGCUGUUGAGAGUCUUUUGAGCCAGAAUACUAUUAAAUGAAGAGCUUGGGCCAUAAUGGACACUUGGGCUGACUCAUUGGGGCUUGUACUUUAUUAUUUUGGGCUGCACAUGUUGUUUUAAAUCUUAGCCACAUGGGUGCACGAAAAUUUAAUCUUGAAAACCCAAUCUGACUUUUCAUAUUUUCAAGCAUCUUUAAUACUUUGAGUUUCUAGGCUAAUUAAG